This is a messenger RNA of Pneumocystis jirovecii RU7, 537 nucleotides long. RefSeq lists its product as uncharacterized. Gene Ontology annotation, biological process: RNA splicing. Gene Ontology annotation, molecular function: mRNA binding. Bases 1 to 537 code for a protein of 178 amino acids. The transcript has 6 exons. Gene Ontology annotation, cellular component: cytoplasm; nucleus; exon-exon junction complex. The record is from RefSeq and is a predicted model, not a curated record. Lineage: Eukaryota; Fungi; Ascomycota; Pneumocystomycetes; Pneumocystales; Pneumocystaceae.
AUGAGUCAGCCAACAGCACAGGAUGCAAUGGAUGUUGAGGAAACACAACAGCCGGUUAUUUGUCGUGGCAGAGAUGAAUCUCUUAUUUUAGCUCCAGAAGAGAUGCAAGAAGAAGGAGGAUCAAGGCCUGGAAUGGAUGGAAUGGAUGAAGAGGCAGCAUGGACACAAUAUGGAAUACGUGCAGUACAGUCAAUUGAAGGAUGGAUUAUUCUUGUUACAGGACUACAUGAGGAAACAUCAGAAGAAGAUCUUCAGGAUAAGUUCUCGGAGUACGGGGAGAUUAAGAAUCUGCAUCUCAAUCUUGAUCGGAGAACAGGCUAUGUAAAGGGAUAUGCACUACUUGAAUAUACCCAUUUAUCCGAAGCAAAAGCAGCGAUUGCACAUUGUAAUGGAACACAGCUAUUAGAAUCAACAUUAUCUGUUGACUUUGCGUUUGUCCAGCCUGUUGAGAAUGUACCGAUACAGCGCGAUGCUCGUAGUGAAAGUCCAGUACAAUUAGAUCCACCUGUCUCGAAUACACAUCCAGUUCAAGCUUGA